GCCCAAUUUCCCACGACUUGAACGUACCAUCACAAUCCCGAUUUCUCCAUCUUCCUCCAACCAGGCAAAGGACCAACCUGCGUCUUCCUGCCAGCGGAAUAUUUUCACCGCUAACAUACACUCCAACAAGACUUAAAGGACCACAACCAUGACGGACUCCAAAUAUUUCACCACGAACAAAAAAGGGGAGAUCUUUGAAUUGAAGGCAGAGCUGAACAAUGAGAAGAAGGAGAAGAGAAAAGAGGCAGUAAAGAAGGUCAUUGCCGCCAUGACUGUUGGCAAGGACGUCAGUUCUUUAUUCCCAGAUGUGGUCAACUGCAUGCAGACCGACAACCUGGAGCUGAAGAAGUUGGUCUACCUGUACCUAAUGAACUACGCCAAGAGCCAGCCUGACAUGGCCAUCAUGGCCGUUAACAGCUUUGUCAAGGACUGUGAGGACCCCAACCCUUUGAUCCGGGCUCUGGCCGUCCGCACCAUGGGCUGCAUCCGGGUGGAUAAGAUCACAGAGUACCUGUGCGAGCCGCUGAGGAAGUGCCUGAAGGACGAGGACCCGUACGUGAGGAAGACUGCAGCCGUCUGUGUCGCCAAGCUCCACGACAUCAAUGCCCAGAUGGUGGAGGACCAGGGUUUCCUGGACUCCCUGAGAGAUCUCAUCGCUGACUCAAAUCCCAUGGUUGUGGCCAAUGCGGUUGCUGCCCUGUCAGAGAUCAGCGAGUCUCACCCCAACAGCAACCUGCUGGACCUCAACCCCCAGAACAUCAACAAGCUGCUGACGGCUCUCAACGAGUGCACGGAGUGGGGACAAAUCUUCAUCCUGGACUGCUUGUCCAACUACAACCCGAAGGACGAGCGCGAGGCUCAAAGCAUCUGUGAGCGCGUCACUCCUCGGCUCUCUCACGCCAACUCGGCGGUGGUGCUGUCGGCCGUCAAGGUGCUGAUGAAGUUCCUAGAGCUGCUGCCUAAAGACUCCGACUACUACAACACUUUGCUGAAGAAGUUAUCCCCCCCGCUGGUCACCUUGCUCUCUGGAGAGCCAGAGGUCCAGUAUGUGGCUCUGAGGAACAUCAACCUCAUUGUGCAGAAAAGGCCCGAGAUACUGAAGCAGGAGAUCAAGGUGUUCUUCGUCAAGUACAACGAUCCGAUCUAUGUGAAACUGGAGAAACUGGACAUCAUGAUCCGCUUGGCUUCUCAAGCCAACAUCGCCCAGGUUUUGGCUGAACUGAAGGAAUACGCCACAGAGGUAGACGUCGACUUUGUGCGCAAGGCUGUACGAGCCAUCGGACGCUGUGCCAUCAAAGUGGAGCAAUCGGCCGAGCGUUGUGUCAGCACUCUGCUGGACCUGAUCCAGACUAAGGUCAACUAUGUGGUCCAGGAAGCUAUCGUGGUCAUCAGGGACAUUUUCCGCAAAUACCCCAACAAGUAUGAGAGCAUCAUUGCGACGCUGUGUGAGAAUCUGGACUCUCUGGACGAGCCUGACGCUCGAGCUGCCAUGAUCUGGAUCGUCGGCGAGUACGCUGAGAGGAUCGACAACGCCGACGAGCUGCUCGAGAGCUUCCUCGAGGGCUUCCAUGAUGAGAGCACCCAGGUCCAGCUCACUCUGCUGACUGCCAUCGUGAAGCUGUUCCUCAAGAAGCCGUCAGAGACCCAGGAGCUGGUGCAGCAGGUCCUCAGCUUGGCCACUCAGGACUCUGACAACCCUGACCUGCGUGACAGAGGCUACAUCUAUUGGCGCCUGUUGUCCACUGACCCUGUCACCGCCAAAGAGGUGGUGUUAUCGGAGAAGCCCCUGAUCUCGGAGGAGACCGACCUGAUCGAGCCCACCUUACUGGACGAGCUCAUCUGCCACAUCGGCUCCCUGGCCUCCGUCUACCACAAACCCCCCAGCGCCUUUGUGGAGGGCAGCCACGGGAUCCACCGAAAACACCUCCCGGUUCAGCACAGCAGCAUCGACACAGGCGAGAGCCCGGUGAGCAGCGGGGCAGCGCCUGACAUGGAGCAACACGUGAUCCCCAUCCAGGGCGACCUGCUGGGAGACCUGCUCAACCUGGACCUGGGCCCCCCGGUCAAUGUGCCCCAGGUCUCCUCCAUGCAGAUGGGGGCGGUGGACCUUCUGGGAGGAGGCCUGGACAGUUUGCUGGGGGGAGACCUGGGCGGAGGUGUUGGGGGAAGUCCAGCAGUGGGACAGAACUUCAUCCCGUCAUCUGUCCCCAGUACUUUCGCUCCGUCACCUACACCUGCGCCUCCAGCUGUCAGCAGCGGCCUCAACGACUUGUUUGAGCUUUCCACAGGCAUGGCCGUCACCACUGGAGGCUAUGUUGCCCCGAAAGCAGUUUGGCUGCCUGCCGUGAAAGCCAAGGGUCUGGAGAUCUCUGGGACCUUCUCCCGCCGUCAGGGCCACAUGUACAUGGACAUGACCUUCACCAACAAGGCCCUGCAACACAUGACCGACUUCGCCAUCCAGUUCAACAAGAACAGCUUUGGGAUGAUCCCCACUAGUCCUCUGCCCAUUCACACUCCACUGAUGCCCAGUCAGAGCAUUGAGAUCUCUUUACCUAUUAACACUAUUGGGCCAGUCAUGAAGAUGGACCCGCUCAACAAUCUGCAGGUUGCCGUAAAGAACAGCAUUGAUGUUUUCUACUUCAGCGUCCUCAUCCCACUCAACAUAUUCUUUGUUGAGGAUGGAAAAAUGGAGCGACAGGUGUUCCUGGCGACCUGGAAAGACAUCCCCAAUGAGAACGAGCUGCAGUACCAGAUAAAGGAGUGUCAUCUAAAUGCAGACACGGUGUCAGGGAAGCUUCAGAACAACAACAUCUACACUAUUGCCAAAAGAAACGUAGAAGGUCAGGACAUGCUGUACCAGUCCCUGAAGCUGACCAACGGCAUCUGGAUCCUGGCCGAGCUCCGCAUUCAGCCCGGCAACCCCAACUACACGCUGUCCCUGAAGUGUCGGGCCCCCGAGGUGUCCCAGUACGUCUACCAGAUGUACGACUCGGUGCUGAAGAACUGAUCUGCUCCACCACUUAGCAAAUCCUGCUUCAUCCUGACGGCGAAACCACAGUGUUUUAUCAUUUCACUGCCAAAACAAGAGAGUCCAAAACGGUCAGCGGUGAAUGCUGAAUAAUCCGAACGGGUGGCGUUAGAGGCGUUGUGAUCACAUUUCCCUUGUUUUGGCAGUUGAAAGCUUUAUUCAGCUCCACAUUUAGAUUUUUACCUCCCAGAGAAAAAUCAAUUCCAUCCUUAACUUCGGUGUCUUAAUGUCGUGAAGAAGUGACCAGUGAUAAAAUUGUCCUCUCCAGUUUCCACGAAGCCAUUGAUUUAUUUUAUUUCAUUUUAUUUUUGUACUUUACACAUGUUUCGGUUCAGAUUAUUAUUUUUUUUUUUUUUAUUUGAUACCGUCGUUGCUUCAGCUGUACCUUCAAAAUAAUUCCAGUGACUGAUUUUUCUUCAUGUGCAUGAAGAGACAAAACCCGACAGGCGUCUUUUCCUGUCGCGAGUUAAUUUACGAGAUUUAGAUACAAACAACAACUUUUUAGUGUAAACGCAGACCAGAGAAGACGAGUAAGAGCUUGAGAACCUCCUUGUCAUUUGAGGUUUAUGUAAAAUUGGUGAAGGUGACAAAAAAAAAAUGAAAAGAAACAUCCAUUCCCAUCUAUUAAAAGACACUCCAUUUCAGCUACUUGUAUUAUUUUUUUGAUGAUUUCAGGUUCAAAUAAAAAUAAAUAAAUAAAAAAAAAAGUAGAAAACUGUGAACUUUAAAACUUUUGGGCCAUAAACGUUCGAGAAGCUUCUGAUCGGCAGACGACACAUCUGUGAAUGAGAGUUCUUGUCUCGCCGUCGUAUCCAACAGCUUUUUACAACCACUACACAAACCACAGCAGCUGUUCCGUUGAUUCUGUGUUUACUCACCAGUGCCACUCCUUUUUUUUUUUUUUUUUUAUGAAUUUAUUCCUCGUGUCACUCUUUAGCCCGGUUACUGCAACCACAUACACGGCUUAAUACACCUCUAACAGCAUUCCUAUUUAUUGUGCAUCUACCUCUGUGUGUUUCCUUUUGUUGCUUCCCAUUCAGAAAAAAAAAUAAUCACACUUUCUUUGAACGCCAGUGUUGUUUUUGUGUGUGUGUGUGUGUAAUCUUCAUGCCAGUCCAAAUUUGUGGCGGGUCAGCCAAACCAAACUCACAGGACCAAGCAAAUUAAAUGCCAAGCUUGUGUUUUAGUGCUUCGGUGUCAUUAGAGCCUCCUUGAAGUUGGCGUUGUGUGUGUGUUUGUGUGUGUGUGUGUGUCUGUUUGCGUGUGUGUGCGCUAUGUAAGCGUUAGGAUGCAAACCGAGGAGCUGUAGUGUAGUCCAGUGAUGGUGUAGUUUCUGUAGCUAAUGACUUUAAAAUGUUUUAUCAUUUCCCCGGAAAUAGAAUAAAACGAAGGCUUCACGUAUUCAACGAUCAGUGAUAACGUAAAAAAAAAAAAACAACAAAAAAAAAAGAAUAAAUACAUUAAUGUGCCUGCAUGCGCUCGCUGUCAUUUUACCCUUUAUUCUCUCCGGCUGUGGAUUUGCUUCAGUUUAACACGAACCCCCACGUCUCCGCGGUAGAGCUCAUGUUUUUUUUGUUUUUUUUUUUUUGUUUUUUUCCAAACACAAACAGACUUGUAUCCAGAGCUGUUGCUAAAAGUACAGAGAGAACGUACGGUGAGAUCUCUCGUAGCGUCUUAAUGAAAUGAAAUAUUUCUAGCAUCGUUGCUGUAACCCUGUUGUAAAUGAUUUGUUAUUGUCAUAGUAUCACAUCUUUAUGUCAAUAAAUUGUCAAACACA
Messenger RNA from Mugil cephalus (flathead mullet), 4805 nucleotides. It is a transcript of the gene ap2b1, whose product is annotated as adaptor related protein complex 2 subunit beta 1. The transcript is spliced from 22 exons. Gene Ontology annotation, molecular function: clathrin binding. NCBI's taxonomy places the organism in Eukaryota, Metazoa, Chordata, Actinopteri, Mugiliformes, Mugilidae. The coding region runs from base 149 to 3007 and encodes 952 amino acids. The record is from RefSeq and is a predicted model, not a curated record. Gene Ontology annotation, biological process: vesicle-mediated transport; intracellular protein transport. Gene Ontology annotation, cellular component: clathrin adaptor complex; membrane coat.